GCAUUUCAUCUCUUAAAAAAAAUGCCCGGCCGAACCAACUUUUAACCAGUCCUCCGAGUCCCAAGUAAGUCCUUUAUCCUAUCCUUUUUUCGCCCUUUUCUUCCACCAUGUCUAAGAACGAGGAUAGCCAGAAAGCUUCUGUUCAUUCUUACGGUUCUGGCACCCAGUCUCAUGCUUUUGGUUCCCAUUCUUCUUCCACCCGUUCUGAGUCAAGUGAGCGCCCGACUUCUCCUAAACUGGUGAAGUCGGUUAAUUCUUCCACUUCCGCCCCUUCUUCUUCUUCUACGGCCAAGAUGGUCACUGUAGCCCAGACCCGUGAGGAGGGCUACGUCUGGCUAGAUGAUUGGCAGCUUCAAGAGCUCCUCUCCUCUACAAAAAAACCAGUGGUGAAGUUCAACUUGAAGUUUCCCGUUCCCAAGGUCGAGCAGGCCGUGGUGACCUCAACUGGGAAACCUCAACCAAUUGGAGAGCAGCCAGCUCAGUCACAAGGCACUUCAAUCCCCCUCCACUCCGGGGUUGUCUUUGUUAAUUUGGAGACCCUGGAGUUCGAGGGGAUGCUUUCUAAGGCCGGUCAUGCCUCCGGGGCCGGUCAGGGCUCCAAACAACCGGAUGUGGCCAGUCAAGAGGAAUCUGCAGAGGAGGGGCUGCAAAAGAAAAGGCGAUGGACAAAAGGAGCCAGCAUUUUUGCCAGUCCUCCAAAGGCCGGCAAGGGCAAGGGCGAGCUCCUAGACAUGACCCUGAUGUCCCGGUCAAACGUCAAAUUAUUCGACGCCUUCUGCAUCGAUCGGAGCGAGGUCGGCCAGAUCGGGCAGGAAUGGACUACCCGGUUGGUCAAGUCUGAAACGGACGAGAAGCUCUGGAUGGAGGCCAUGAUGGUCGAAGCCCGGAAGGAGGUAGUUGCAGCCUGGCAGGCGGCGGAGAAGAUGGAGGAGAGAUUGGUGGAUCACGCCCAAACCUACCAGUGCCUGUUUGCCAAGCAUGAGGGCGUGCUAAAGGGUCCAAGGGCAGCGUCCCUGAUUUUUUAAUAGGGUACAUGAUAUGACCAAAAAAAUAAAUUUUAUUUUAAAUAUUUAUUGAAUGUAAAAUAUUUUUUAAUAGACAAUGUGAAAUUUUGUUACAUAAAUAAUUUGUUAUUUGCAAUAGAAUAUAUUUUGCUAAGUGCUAACAGAAUUAAACAAAGAAUUAAAAUUAACCUGAAUAG
Molecule: messenger RNA, 1201 nt
Organism: Cuscuta campestris
Lineage: Eukaryota; Viridiplantae; Streptophyta; Magnoliopsida; Solanales; Convolvulaceae
Source: the annotation of a GenBank genome assembly